CAAUUUAGUGCACAAGUCAUUUCCAACACUGCACAAAGUCUGCCUGCUUCCAUCUUCAUCACUGCUGUCUCAAACCCAUUAAAAAAAAAGAAAGCAGUUUUGCUUUUAUUUUAUUUCCCUUUCUUUUUUUUUUUUCCUUCCUCACAGUCACAGCAACAACACCAAGCAACAGCAACAUGAUGUGUCCUUCUUUUCUGCUUCUUUGUCCUUCUCUGACUUCUUCUUCUCAUCUUGCUCUAUUAGAAUACUACACGAUACCCAUAGUAGCCUCUCUCUCUCUCUCUCUCUCUAUCUCUUCCCAUUCCUUCUUUCAAGAGCUUCCCCUUCUGUGAUUCUGUAAGUACACAUCUUGUGUUCUUCUGAUGAAUCCAGAUCAUGGCAGCUUCACUCCCUCCCACUCUAAUCCUUUUGAGGAUCCUAAAGUAAGAUUUAAGCACCAUAGCCUUUUGCAAGACUAUCAAGAACUGCAUAUGUAUGCUGAAGCAAUGAGAAAGAAGUUGCAGACUAUGCAAGAGAGAAAGGCAACACUAGUGGCCGAAGUCCGGUUUCUGCGGCGGAGGUACAGACAUUUGAGACAAGAGUCUCAGCCUGUUAUGCAGCCAACGGAUGUUAAGAAAGGGAGAGGAAGAUCAAAUGGUGGGAAGAAGAGUAAGACGCAGUUGAUCCGAGUGGAAGUGUCUCCUAAUAAGACAAGUGAAGAAGAAGCUAAACAUGUUUCACUUCCUGACUUAAACCACUCGGGAGAGGUUCAUCAUGACGAAACCAAGACCAAAAAAGUUCCACUAUUCGAUCUAAACCAGAUAUCUGGAGAAGAAGAGGAAGAGAUGAACAACAAUAGCGAAGAGAGAAUGAGAGUGGAACAAAGUAAGAGAAUGAGCAGCAGCAGCAUCGAGAUGCUGUCGUGCAGGAAUGGAGGAACCGGUUCACAUAAGAGGAAAAUCUCAUGGCAAGAUCCUGUUGCAGCUCUUAGAGUCUAAUAAAAGACAUCAAUGUCAAAGUUCUAUCUUGUAACAUAUAGCUCUCACAUCAGUUUAGCUUUGCUGUAUUUGUUUCUCUUCUCCGUUGAAAGCAUAUCCUUUUUGUCCACUGUUGAAGUGGCGACUUUAUACAAGUGACGUUUGUAUACUAGACAUGUGUCGUUCUUAGACGAGUUAACAAAUUCUACGGAAGUGAUCCAAAAGUCUAGGAACAAGAUCAACGGUGAGAAAAGUGUCCACACGUGUAUAAACAGAGAAUGUUUCGUGUAAACUUUAAAUUCAUUACCGAACACAAAAGACAUGAU
This is a messenger RNA of Raphanus sativus (radish), 1282 nucleotides long. RefSeq lists its product as uncharacterized. Bases 363 to 977 code for a protein of 204 amino acids. The record is from RefSeq and is a predicted model, not a curated record. NCBI's taxonomy places the organism in Eukaryota, Viridiplantae, Streptophyta, Magnoliopsida, Brassicales, Brassicaceae. The transcript is spliced from 4 exons.